This is a messenger RNA of Cavia porcellus (domestic guinea pig), 1004 nucleotides long. It is a transcript of the gene Fancd2os, whose product is annotated as FANCD2 opposite strand. The transcript has 2 exons. The record is from RefSeq and is a predicted model, not a curated record. NCBI's taxonomy places the organism in Eukaryota, Metazoa, Chordata, Mammalia, Rodentia, Caviidae. Bases 39 to 737 code for a protein of 232 amino acids.
CUGGACUGAGGGGAGUUCACCAGGUGAGCCCCGCCCUGAUGCUGGGCCCGGCCCGGGCUCCCUCCACCGCCUCUGCUAGGCCAGAGCGAGGGACCCGGAGCAGGCCCCUGUCCACGCGCGCCGGACCUCCGCUUCUGCUGAAGGUUCACAAGGACCUUAGCUGUACUCUGGCGCUGCCGUCACCUUUUCCAGGACUCUCAAUGGCAGGGUACCAGCUCUGGUCACCGUGGACUCCACUGGACGAGAGCUUCCAAUGGCUGCGGCACACGACACCCACCCCAUCCUCCAAGCACCCCUUCAGGGCCUCCCCCGGCUUCCCACACACCCCUUCCGACCUGGAAGUUCAGCUGUGUUUCCAAGAGGUCACGCUCGUCCUUGACAGCCCAUUCCUGGACAAUGGAGUGAGUCCCAAGCUACCCUAUCACACAUCAGAGCUCCGAAGCAUGAUCCACAAGAAAGGACUUGUCAGGAAACCUCAGCCUGUCCGCCUCAGUGGAGUGGAUUCUGUCUUUGGCAGGGUCAUCACGGCUCAGCCUCCCAAGUGGACCGGGACCUUCAGAGUUUCUGAGAAGUCGGCCUUCUGCAAGAUUAUCAGCAGGGAGCAUCAGUGGCCCACUGGACUCAAGGAGCCUCAGAUUCAGAUGACAGUGACAAUGUGCAAACAGAUGCUGCGCUCCAUUCUCUUGCUGUAUGCAACCUACAAGAAGUGCACCUUUGCCCUGCAGCACUCCAGGUAGGGGGUCCUGCUGCACCUGAGCCUGAGCACCUGCUCUCUGGGAUGAAACCAAGCUCGUGUCAACCUGUCUACACAAGCCAAGGCGAUGCUGCCCUUACUGUGUCGCUUUGUGUCAAAAAGUGACAAGAGGAGCCCCUUUCUUCUCUCCAAGAAGAGGGCCAGUGACAGAGGAAGGAGGAACACAUCCAUUGUAGAGCUGAACAACAAGAGUCAAAGUAGUACUAACUUGUAAAUGUGAUGAAAACCAUUAAACCAUAUAAAUCAGUGA